AUGUCAUUCGACAAACUCCCCCCAGAAAUUCUCCUUGAGAUCGGCCGAUGCGUCAACCAAGACCUACGGAAGCUCUCCUCGACAUGCCGUCGAUUCAUGGCUGUUUUCCAAAACAAAGUAUACUCGACACUAGACUUUGACGAAACAUCAAAGUCGGCAGACCGGGCUCUCGCUGUUGCCAUUGGUCCCCGAAAACAACUUGUCCGCACUAUUCGAUUCAUCCCGCAUAAUCCUCGACCUCAUGAAGAUGAGACUCCCGACCAAGGCAUCAAGCUCAGCGACAAGGCUCGUCAGGUACUAGGGUCCCUCCACAAGUUCCCUUCGCUUUACAAGUUUCAGUUCGAUCUUUCAACUUGGUGCAUCGACCAAUGUGGCGUGCCCUCCCAUGAAAGGUUUCAGUCCGUAUAUUCCGGGGAGCCAGAAUCAGUGCCUUGGAGACAUCUUAUCGACCAGAGUUUGAGAGCGUUGAAUCAAAAUCUCCAAAAUCGCGGUGCCUUCUCUCGUCUGGAAAUGAAAGGUUUCCCACCCAUUGGUUUACUGUCAAGUUUACUGAAUUUCGCUUGGCACGAUCUCCUCAAAAGUAUUGAAACAUUUGAGAUAUCACUGGCAGUCACUCAGAAUGAACAGGAUAUACGCUCCAUGACACACUAUGAACUUUUUUACUGGGAUUUCGACCUCGCCGUUCUUUAG
This is a messenger RNA of Fusarium coffeatum, 690 nucleotides long. RefSeq lists its product as uncharacterized. The record is from RefSeq and is a predicted model, not a curated record. The transcript has a single exon. NCBI's taxonomy places the organism in Eukaryota, Fungi, Ascomycota, Sordariomycetes, Hypocreales, Nectriaceae. Bases 1 to 690 code for a protein of 229 amino acids.